Molecule: messenger RNA, 1348 nt
Organism: Mercenaria mercenaria
Lineage: Eukaryota; Metazoa; Mollusca; Bivalvia; Venerida; Veneridae
Product: metalloprotease mig-17-like
Exons: 12
Coding region: 94-1329 (411 amino acids)
Biological process (GO): proteolysis
Molecular function (GO): metalloendopeptidase activity
Source: RefSeq, a predicted model, not a curated record
UUCGACAAAUAUUAUAGGCCAGCGAUAAGAUGUUCCAAUUUACAAGUCAAGAUAUUUAGUACUUACUUUUUAUCUUGAAUUUGAAACAUAAGCAUGGGUUUUCUGUCGGCUUUUUAUUUAAUUCUUUUGGCUGGUUAUCAUACAAAUAACUCGAAUGCAUUGAAGUUUUCACGUGCUUCUAAGAGAUUAACCAUCGAACUGUUGAUAGUUGCAGACUACAGCGCAUUUAACAAAUGGUACAAACUUACCUCAUCCUCUGACUCGCACUCACACCGUGUAAACGAGGCAAAGCAGAAAUUGACAGAAUAUAUUGGAACACUUGUACACUCAAGCAACAAUGUUUACAAGAGCCUUGAAUCCCACAACAUUUACAUCAGUAUCAAACUAGUUGAUGUCCUCGUUAUGACAUCAGCUUCUGAUUCGCCCUGGACCGAGACAGUAAAAGUGAAUGCAGAAUCAGAAUAUACUGUCGAUCCGAGGAAAGCGCUGCCUAUCUUUCAACCUAAAUCGGUGGAUCUACAGCGAACGAUUCCUCACGACCAUGCUAUGAUCUUUACACUGUAUCCUUUGGCUCACAGAGGAGGUUCAACAUUUUCCGGAUAUGCUUACACGGAAGCAGAAUGCAAACAGAAAAGUGUAUCUAUAGUACAAGACAAUGAGGACUUUUACACGGCCCAACUGAUGGCACAUGAAAUCGGUCACAGUCUUGGUUGCGACCAUGAUGGCGACGGCAAUUCGUGCCCCGUAGGUGCUGGCUACGCAAUGGAAGCAAAUUUUAAACUGGCCAACAAAAAUAAAUGGAUAUUCUCCUCAUGUUCAGUGACGGCCAUCAGGAAUUACUUGCACAAUCUGGACUCGCACAAUAACAACUGUUUGAAGACUAUUGACGAUAACCAUCCUGAUACUCAAUUGACCACGGCGGCACAUCAGUGGUAUGGUCAGGUGUAUACUUUAGACCAGCAGUGUCAGAUCAAUGAUGGUUCAAAUUCGUAUCUGUGCAGGGGUCAGUAUCGAGGUGACUAUACCAGUGUGUGUUUGAAAAUGUUCUGCUAUGAUCCAACAGAUCAGAGUUGUUACUAUAUUGACGGAGGCGAUGGAACUCCUUGCGGUACAGGAAAGUGGUGUAUGUCCAAUGAGUGUGUCAGCAAUUCCGCAAGUCAAUUGCAAAACGUCGUUGAUUCCUGUGUUGCCGGUGACAGCCCUGGUGUUGUUUACCAUGGGAGAACAUGCAAGGAAAUAGGGCAAAGCCACCAUAGUGAUUGCAGACAUAGCUCAGUAAAAGCCAAGUGUUGCCAUACAUGUAGAACUGAUGCUUCUAUUGUAGGUUAAAUAAAAUACAUUGCAAGAA